Molecule: messenger RNA, 1164 nt
Organism: Protopolystoma xenopodis
Lineage: Eukaryota; Metazoa; Platyhelminthes; Monogenea; Polystomatidea; Polystomatidae
Source: the annotation of a GenBank genome assembly
CGUUGUUCAAUGACAGAUCUAUGUGCCCCUUGCUUCAAUGAGACCAGCCAUUCGGGAAGUUUCGAUUCUAGCCGAUUACUUCACUGGAAGGUAGAUCACGAUGAUGGGACCGAUGAUGGCUCAUUACGUUCAUCUUCUGUUAGCUCCGGCAUGACUAUCAGCUCCAGCCUUGCCGGCGGUCUUGCCUGCUAUCUCCUACCAAGUCUAGUGCUCCUCUUUUCCACUAUUCGCUUUUUACGCCGCACUAUCCAUGUAUCUUCGGAACCUCUGCUACACACUGCCUACUCAGCCAGUCGCGAUCGGCUUGCUGCCCUCUUUAUCCUGACUACUGGUCUCCUCUUGCUCGGCCUUGGUAUUUCGGCUGAUUUUCACCGCUCCAGUUCCACAACCUCUUCUAGCUCACCGGUCUCUACAACUGCUUUCAUUCCAAAUCCGAUUCUCUAUGAAAUUUCCACUGAGACCAAAGGCUAUAAUUCCUAUAUUAGAACUGACUCGGUUUUAGGAGCAAGUCAAAAGUUGACUGAAAAUCCUAUAAAAAGGAUGAACUCUUCUGAUCUUUAUCACAAUCAAAGUCGCCAAAGCGACACAACUCUCGGUUUAUAUAAGGAUAUCGAAAAUCAGUUCAACCAGACACAUAUCAGGGCAAAUCAGAAUCUUUCUUCAAAGCAUUUGCCUAUUCCCGUUUCAAAUGUCCCCUCUUUUGGUAGAAAUCUUAAACACGCUGCUACACCUAUUCUCACAUUUAAUAAUUCUAGUCAAAUUGAAUACGACAUUGCUAAGUCAAACAAUGAAACAAAACGUCUAAAUGAAGACUAUGAAAGGGAACCUAUGAGGGCAAAAGCAAAUAACUCCUUAGCCCUUGGUGGAGGGUCAAAGUUAAGUCCUAAAAAGAAUGUUCAUCUGCGCCAUGUUCUAGAAUCAAGGACUCUACACAUUCCCAAGACGAUCACAAACAACGUCCUUGGAAGCAUGAGGGCGUCUGUCAAUGAGCCACCAGCAGUAGAAUCGUUUGAGCAACCGGAGCAUGCUGUGCGAACAAUCAAAUUACAGAACCUGGUUGUGGCAGAUUCGGCUUCUGUCACAAAAGCCGCAAUCUUCUUGACUAAUUCUAAAGUUUUUAAUGUCACUGUCGCCAAUGUUCGUGCAAUAUCUCCUCAGGCCUGA